Aspergillus lentulus is the source of this 3102-nucleotide messenger RNA. RefSeq names its product nucleoporin Nup84/Nup107 family protein. Gene Ontology annotation, molecular function: structural constituent of nuclear pore. Gene Ontology annotation, biological process: post-transcriptional tethering of RNA polymerase II gene DNA at nuclear periphery; mRNA export from nucleus; protein import into nucleus. Lineage: Eukaryota; Fungi; Ascomycota; Eurotiomycetes; Eurotiales; Aspergillaceae. Gene Ontology annotation, cellular component: nuclear pore; nuclear pore outer ring. The record is from RefSeq and is a predicted model, not a curated record.
AUGGCUCCUUUGUCCACGGCGGUGGGCUCUAAAGCUGCCACUGCUGGCUUUACAUCGGUCAAUUCACACCGUAAUACCUUUAACGAUCCUGAAAUUAUUGAAAUCGAUGACGAUGACGACGAACCCAUGGAGGAUGACGAGGAAGGAGAUGAAGAAGAAGAAGGCGUCAAUGACGGUGAUGAAUACGAGGAUGAAAGCGUGGAAAAUGGCGACGAAGAGGACGAGUCGGAGGAAGAGUCCGCUGAAGAUAUGAAUGGCACCGAAUCGCCGUUGGAGCUCGUUCCUGCGCCAAAUGGCCGAGGUGCUUCAGACGUGUUCACACCUGGUUUGUUCACAUCGGCCGGCGCACAACAAGCGUUACAUCCCCUUCGCCGUACAGCGGACCGUGUGACGCGCCAGAUCGAAGCUUUUGCAGAGAGGUUGGAUCGCUUCAAGCAGAAAGGUCGCACCGACGACUUUGGAAAUUACCAAGCCGCGUAUCAAUUGGUGAAGAGCUACCAGGUUCUCGCGCAAGAUGCGAUCCAGGAUAUCUCGAAGCAGAACACCCUGAAACGCGCGAAAAUGGGCUGGAGCACAAGUCGAACCAACGGCGCCGCAUCGCAUGAUCCUAAGAUAGAGGAGGAGCUGCAACGGUUACAGCUCGAGGCAAAUACUUGGCAACUUCUUCUCAACCUCAUCAGCAUUGACGACCCCCCCAGCAGAGCCAGCUGCAAAAAAGCGCAAGAGACUGUCUUCCAGAAGCUCCAUCGGUAUUCAUCUGAUCGCGAAGUCUGGGAAAACUUCCUCAGCGCGGACCACUACGCGCUCGAAUGCGUGAUUAUCAUGAAGUGGCUGGAGCACACGGCGACGACUACGCCUCAGGAUAUUGAUUCGCUGAUCUCCGAGCUCGAAUCGCAGGCGGAGCGAGGACAGGGACACUGGACACAUGGCUGGCUCUACACGAAGGAGACCAUCAAGGGACAGAAGAGACUUCGUGCUUGGCCUCAGCCUCUUGAACCCAAGGAUCCUGGCAUUACAGCGUCCCUGUUGACUUCUGAUGUGUCGGAGCCAUUGAUUACGCAAUUAGAUCCGGAUGCGGUGACCCGGCAGAAGCAGCACCUUCAGAAGCAGGAUCAAUUCUACGAGCGCGCGACUUGGAUGACAUGCUGGAAGAUGUUGAGACAGGGAGAGAAUUGGACCAAGAUCCGGGAUUGGGCCGAGGAACGACUGGAAAAAUGGAAAGCUGUCAGUUUAUGUGGCUCCAGUGUUGAUCCCGAGUCAGGGGGUGAGCGGACGCCAGUUGAUGAUGGAAUGACGCGCAUGAUGAACUUUCGCUCCCAGGAGUCCUGGCGCGCGGCUUGCUCUGCUUUGGCGCGGAACCCCAACAUUGAGGACUUUGAACGGGCGGUCUAUGCGCUACUCUGUGGGGAGACCGAGGCCGCUUUCAAGGUCUGUCAGAGCUGGGAUGACUACCUCUAUGUCCACUUCAACAGUGUGGUCCUGUCACGCUAUCAAGGGUUCUGCAAACAGUUCCGGCGCAAGCUAAGCCACUCGCCUACUGCGCCGGUUACCUUCGUUCCUGAGCCCGUUGGAUACGGUGAUUUCAACAAGUUUGUGCAGUACACGAAGGGCAACGAACGCAUUGGGGUGGAGGCGCGCAACCCGUACCGCACGAUUCAAGCUGCGAUCCUAGGCAAAGGAUAUGACACAUUUUUCUACUCGCUAGCCAAAGCAGUCUCGCAAGUGGCGAAGACGGGCUCUGAAGAUUCAUUUGUGCCGGAUCUGUCACCAACCCAUGUGGACGACUCGCUGAUUAUUGCCGCUGAGGACGACGAUGCACUACGGAUCGCGACGCAUCUCUACAUCAUCGCCAGCUCCAUUGGCUACGUCCGUUCUGACACCCAAUUCUUUGAGACGGCAUCUGUGAAUGUCAUCGGUUACGUCGCAAAUCUCGAGUAUGCUGGCAUCUACGAGGCGAUACCACUCUACGCAUCCCUGCUGCCUGCUCAACAAACCCACUCCGUGCUCGGCCGGGUGCUGAUCGAGAUCCUUGACCCGAGAGAGCGGAAACAGCAAGUUCGAUUGAUCGAGAAAUACGAUAUAAAUAUCGAGGCCGUCUUGGAAGACCAGUGGAAUUGGAUCAGCAACACUGUCUCUGCAGUUGAGCACACGAGGACAGUGAAGCGAUAUCCCAAAGUUGUCCGCAGAGACGACGGAACCCGCGAGUUGGUACCAGUCAAGACAGACUUUAUCGGAACCGAGAUCUCUCGCUCAGACGAGCGGUUAAUCCGCAGUCUCGAAUGGCUCCGAAAAUUCUACUUGUCCGGCAAACUCGCUGCGGCACGAGAGUUGAGCCGACGUAUGAGGCUAUCCGACAUAUCGCGUGAAUCGUUUGGUUUCGACGUGGCGGAGUUUGGGUACGGUAUUCCAAACGGAAGUGACCGUGCGACUCCAGAGCCUAGUAGCCCGACGAAAUCGAGACUGCUCGGGUCUGCGCACAAGCGAAAUAGGUCAAUCCCCAACGGCGUCCCCUCGGAUGAUCAAACAAAUAUUCUUGUGAUGCAGUCGCAAACGAUGCGAGACUUGGAAGAGUUGACGCUGGCGUUUGACGGGUUGGAGCGAUUCGGCCUGUGCUGGAAGAAAAUUGACAAGAGCAAACGUAGACGGGACUCUGGCGCGAUUAAGGAUCUUCGAGAUGAGUUGCAAUAUACUCUGGAUGAGAUUAGCAUGCAUGUGGACGCGGUGCUGGACGAAUGGCUGACUGCACCCACAAACGAAGCGGAAGAGGCCGAGCUGGAGGAAAUCCGGGUCACCUACAUCCCCGAGCUGUUUCUAGACUAUCACAAUGCGCUGUACUUUUCCGCCCACGUACUCACCAGCGAGAUUCUGGUGCAGUGCAUGAACCUGGCGAUGCAAGUAUCCGAGAACGAAUACCUGACGCGCAGUUUUGUGUCGUCGCGCCGGAUGGCAGAACUGGUUGACGCGUUGGCGCUGUCGAGCAAGGCGAUGGUUCAGACCCGGGCCAAGCCUGGCAAGAGACUACUGGGAGGCGAGUCGCUGGGCAUCUGGACGGUGGAGGUGCCCGAGGAUGAGGAGCAUGAUUUUCUCCGUCAGGCGAAAUGA